This is a messenger RNA of Endocarpon pusillum Z07020, 1083 nucleotides long. RefSeq names its product Fructose-bisphosphate aldolase 1. Gene Ontology annotation, cellular component: cytosol. Gene Ontology annotation, molecular function: zinc ion binding; fructose-bisphosphate aldolase activity. Gene Ontology annotation, biological process: glycolytic process; gluconeogenesis. The record is from RefSeq and is a predicted model, not a curated record. Lineage: Eukaryota; Fungi; Ascomycota; Eurotiomycetes; Verrucariales; Verrucariaceae. The coding region runs from base 1 to 1083 and encodes 360 amino acids. The transcript is spliced from 4 exons.
AUGGGUGCCAAAGACGUACUCACGCGGAAAGCUGGAGUGAUUGUGGGAGAUGAUGUGCUCAACCUUUUCAAGUAUGCCAAAGAAAAGGGAUUUGCCAUCCCCGCCAUCAACGUCACCUCUUCAUCGACCGUGGUUGCUUCCUUAGAAGCUGCUCGUGACGCAAAUGCCCCAGUCAUCCUGCAAACAUCUCAGGGUGGUGCCGCUUAUUUUGCUGGAAAGGGAGUUGAUAACAAGGAUCAAGCUGCCUCAAUCGCCGGAGCCACUGCAGCCGCUCACUACAUCCGCUCGAUUGCUCCUGCCUACGGCAUUCCUGUUGUACUCCACUCGGAUCACUGUGCAAAGAAGCUUUUGCCAUGGCUUGACGGUAUGAUGGACGCAGAUGAGGCAUACUUCAAGCAACACGGCGAGCCUCUAUUCUCCAGCCACAUGAUCGAUCUUUCCGAGGAGCCAGUGGAGUGGAACAUUCAGACGACCGAGAAAUAUCUUAAACGUGCUGCUCCAAUGAAGCAGUGGCUCGAGAUGGAAAUCGGCAUCACUGGUGGUGAAGAAGAUGGUGUCAACAACGAAGAUGUCGACAACAACUCCCUCUACACCCAACCGGAAGACAUCUACAACAUCUGGUCCACUCUGUCUAAAGUCAGUCCUUAUUUCUCUAUCGCUGCGGCCUUCGGAAAUGUGCAUGGGGUGUACAAGCCUGGUAACGUCAAAUUGCACCCUGAACUUCUUGGCAAGCAUCAGGCAUACGUGAAAGAGAAGGCGGACACGAAGGAGGACAAGCCAGUCUUCCUUGUCUUUCACGGCGGAUCGGGAUCCACUAAGCAAGAGUACAAGGAUGCCAUCGGCCAUGGUGUGGUCAAGGUCAAUCUCGACACCGACCUACAAUUUGCCUAUUUGACCGGGAUCCGGGAUUACGUACUCAAGAAGAAGGAUUACCUGAUGACCGCAGUUGGCAAUCCGGACGGAGAGGACAAGCCGAACAAGAAGUUCUUCGAUCCAAGAGUGUGGGUGCGGGAGGGCGAGAAGACCAUGGGUGCCCGUGUCACCGAAGGUCUGAAGGAUUUCAACACGGCAGGGCAGUUGUAG